Macroventuria anomochaeta is the source of this 3315-nucleotide messenger RNA. RefSeq lists its product as uncharacterized. Gene Ontology annotation, molecular function: phosphorelay sensor kinase activity; histidine phosphotransfer kinase activity. Gene Ontology annotation, biological process: protein autophosphorylation; phosphorelay signal transduction system. The coding region runs from base 352 to 3015 and encodes 887 amino acids. Lineage: Eukaryota; Fungi; Ascomycota; Dothideomycetes; Pleosporales; Didymellaceae. The record is from RefSeq and is a predicted model, not a curated record. The transcript has 2 exons.
CUUCCAGUCCAACCAUAUCGCCGACACAGCCCUCCUCCCUCGCAAUCUUCGAUUCCUUCUGCACACAACCGCACUCCUCGCCAGUCUCAGCUGCUUUUGCACUUCACCACCGUUUAGUCAGCGUAUUCCGGAUACGGCCUGUUCAACCUUUGCGACCAGCUCCGUCAGCCAAGUCUCGGACUUCGCUCUUCACGACGCCUAUACUGUUCCGUCCACAUUCAGUGUGGCCUGCAAUCCUCCACGCCGGCGUGGGUACGUACAUCCACCACUUGGACGACGUCUGACCACCGCUCCGGCCCACAACUACCUGGAGCCCUGCCUUACCUACUGUCCGGAUGGAAAAGUAAAAAAAUGGGAGAACUAUCUGCCAGCCCUGUUCCACCUGAUAUAAUGGAGCGCCGCUCUGUAGCACUCUCACGGCCCAGCCCAGGCAUGGUCGUGCAAGAGGGCGGAGACGGUUUCAAAGAAGAGCUCUCUCGACUAUACAACCCCGCCGAGAGCAAUGCUGCAGAACAGCUCGUCGAACUUAAGAGCACCUUGAGAACCGCUGAUAUCGACAGCUUCUGGUCUCUUCUCACCAAAGGUCUUGCACGCAUUGCUGAUGCCCAGUACGCAUUCGUCUCGAAAAGGAUCUUGGUCGACGAUAAGAAUGUCGCGGUGGAGAUGCCACCGAUCGGAGAGCCCGGGUCAUGUCUAAUGGGAGAAGCCUUCUACAUCAACGAUGACCAAGGCAAUGGUCCUGGUCACCUUCGCAACUUCAAGUACCAUGCAUACCAAUGCCCUUGUGCCUACAUGAAGCACGAUAAGAUCUUUGUUAUCCCAGAACGACUGAACGAAUUUAUUGUCAACAACCCGAACGAUUUGAUCGUUCCUGGAGAGGCCUACCUUGGAAUUCCACUUUUUGCCGAAGGAAAAUGCUUUGCACACUUUGGAGUAAUGUGGGGAAAGGAGGGGGCUGCCAGGCGUACAUUGAGUUGGGGCUUUCUCGAGACGCUAUUCCAUGCUUUGGAGGAUAUGAUCCUUGAGCGAGUCAUUGAAGGAAACAAUUUUGCUAAAUCUGCACAGCCUGUUCAAACAGAACAGUGCAAGGUCGUCCCACACGAGGCCAUCUCGGUUGCCCAGUCCUUGAAGCCCUACGCCAGAAGCUUAUCUCAUGAGCUGAGGACUCCCAUGCAAGGAGUUGUUGGCAUGCUCGACGUCAUGAUGGCGAACGUGAAAGAAGCAUCAGAAACCAUGGACAUCGAUGUACGAACUCGCCGAAUGCUCGAUACUCUGAAGGAAAACAUCGAAGCUGUGCAAGAUAGUUCAAGUCGUGCUGUUGAGGCGGCUGACAACGUAGUUCACGCUUACGAUAUGAACAUGGGUGUUCCAGAGACACCUGUAUCGCCGCUGGACAAGACCCCCAAUCAGUGGAACACUUUCUGGCGAGAAGCUCAACCAGAGUUUUUCGCUGCGGCCAACAACGUCGCUCAACAACGGCAACGUGGCGUGAAGAGGCGGAGGGAAGACUACACAUGGGGAGAGAACCAAACUCGCGUAGUACGUCCCAUCCGACGCCGAACCCGAGACACCUUUUCCGAAGAGCCUCCUACUCGUGGAUCGAUAUCUUGUCCUCCGCGUGCUAGCUUGAAAGAGAUGGAGAAACUGGAGAGGUGCCAAGGUCGCUGCGGUAGCUCAACAAGCUUUCCAAGAUUCGUUGCUGGGCAUCAGAAGACUUCAAGCCUUCGUCACACCAAUCUCAGGGAGGUUCUGCACUAUGUGAUCACAGAUGCACUCAAGGUCGGUGGACGACCAGACUCUGCGAUCGCUGAAGCAAUAGACAAUGGCGAACGAAUUGAGGUGCGGACACGGAGCUCAAAUGGGGAAGCAUCCACUAAAUGGGUUGAAUGGAGCGUGUCCCCAGACGUGCCGGACUCGAUACUGAUCGACGAAAAAGAUCUCGCCAAGGUGGUGUCUUGCGUGACCUUGAACGCCAUCAAGUUCACACAGAACGGUACAAUUACACUGGAAGCCACACUAAGUACAAAGGGACGUUACGUCGUUAUCAACGUCAAGGACACUGGAUCUGGAAUUCCUGCAGCUUUCCUGCCCAACUUAUUCAAGCCUUUCUCUAGAGAAGAUGACUCGACAACUCGACAGAGCGAAGGCCUUGGACUAGGACUGAUGGUAGCCAAGGGCCUCGCAAGGAAGCUGGGUGGCGAUCUAUUCUGCCUGCGCUCACACGUAACCGGUCCCAAGAAGGGAUCAGAGUUCGAGUUGCGCGUUCCACUUACAGCGGGCGAGGUUUGUAGCCGGCCGUCGUCACCAUUCGAUUCGCCCACUCCCUCCAUUCGAGCUCGCAUGUCUGUCGAACCCGAAAUUCCUCACCUUGAAGAUUCACGAGAGCCAAUCACACCACCACUUUCUUUAGAGCCUUUCGUGGGCGACCUUGAACGUAAAGUACCUGUUACAAUACUGGACACACCAACCGUUGUCGUUCACCCAACACCGUCGUCGAACGUUCUAGGGCUCCUCUCCCCGCACCGGAUGUCAUCUCCUCUUCGACAGCUAUCGAAGGAGCCCGCCGGCAAACCAGCUGCGAUACCUAAGCUCGCCGAGGAGCUGCCUCUGAAUAUUCUUGUUGUUGACGAUAAUGCCAUCAACAGGCGCGUGUUGAUGAACAUGCUCAACAGGCUGGGCUACAAGAACGUCGAGACAGCUUUCAACGGUAUCGACGCUAUCGAAGUUAUGCACCGCAACGCCUUCGCUCCUGCUUCUAAGGCCAUUGACGUUGUUCUUAUGGACCUCUGGAUGCCACACCUCGAUGGCUUCCAGGCAGCCGAGAGCAUUCUUUGCAUGCCAGAACUGCAAAGCAAUGGCCGCACGCCUACCAUCCUGGCUGUGACUGCCGACGUCACAGACGCUGCGCUCGACAAGGCAGCCAAGAGCGGCAUGAAGGGCUAUGUCACCAAGCCCUUCGUGACCAGGGAUCUCGUCAGAUUGAUCCGGACGUACUGCGCGACUCGAGAGUCGUAGAGCCUCUGGCACACUUCACUUCGUUUAAGACAUGAACAAUGUCUUGGUUUUAUUUACAACUAUAUAAUCAGCAUUCGAUGUACAAAGACCUGGGACAUCUGGGUCAAAAAUCCUAUGGCGCAUGGAAUGGGUAUGGGCAUGAUGAUCAUGAUAGCGUUUUGCAAGACCGGCGAAGUUAUCCCGGCACUCGGUUUGAUUCCCCCUGGCCUUUAGGCCUCGUUGCAGCUCUGCGACGACUGCACUGCUGCACUGCUGCACUGGCAAUUGUUGCGUAUCUAACACAAACAAUUACAUCAUCAC